AUGACCCUCACCGAUAUCCUCAGUGCUUCUGACAUCGCUGCUGCCCUGAGGGACUGCCAAGCUCCUGACUCCUUCAAUUUCAAAAAAUUCUUCCAAACUUGUGGGCUGACUAAAAAGUCAGCUGCUCAAGUGAAAGACAUCUUCCGAAUUCUAGAUAAUGAUCAGAGCGGGUUCAUCGAAGAGGAAGAGCUCAAGUACUUCCUUCAGCGUUUUGAACAAAGCGCAAGAGAACUGACUUCCACAGAAACUAGAGAAUUUAUGCUUGCUGCUGACCAUGAUAAUGAUGGAAGAAUUGGAGCUGAAGAGUUCCAAGAAAUGGUUCAUUCUUAA
Bufo bufo (common toad) is the source of this 330-nucleotide messenger RNA. RefSeq names its product parvalbumin, thymic CPV3-like. Gene Ontology annotation, molecular function: calcium ion binding. The record is from RefSeq and is a predicted model, not a curated record. Bases 1 to 330 code for a protein of 109 amino acids. The transcript has 4 exons. Gene Ontology annotation, cellular component: nucleus; cytoplasm. Lineage: Eukaryota; Metazoa; Chordata; Amphibia; Anura; Bufonidae.